This is a messenger RNA of Labrus mixtus (cuckoo wrasse), 7311 nucleotides long. It is a transcript of the gene camsap2a, whose product is annotated as calmodulin regulated spectrin-associated protein family, member 2a. Gene Ontology annotation, cellular component: microtubule minus-end. The coding region runs from base 491 to 4861 and encodes 1456 amino acids. Lineage: Eukaryota; Metazoa; Chordata; Actinopteri; Labriformes; Labridae. Gene Ontology annotation, biological process: cytoplasmic microtubule organization; negative regulation of microtubule depolymerization; neuron projection development. The record is from RefSeq and is a predicted model, not a curated record. The transcript is spliced from 18 exons. Gene Ontology annotation, molecular function: microtubule minus-end binding; calmodulin binding; spectrin binding.
UUCGAGUGCCUCAGUGCGGCAGGAAAACCGCACCACGGCACCAGGAGACAGAACAGGGGAGGGAAUGCUUAAUACAUAGGUUAUUAAUACAAUAAUACAUGGACAUGAAAGGGAGAAGCUGCAUGCUUCCAAAGAACCGAAAGAAUGGAUGUAGGCCUAUUUCUGUUUUUAUGUCGGCCGGAGAGCGUUUUUUCCACUGAAAUACAAGGAAACCUUCCGAGUUUGUUUGAACGAAGCCAAUUUCAACUGCUACACGUCUGAAUGGAUGAAAAACACCAAGACCAGCGACUCAUUGUGUCAACGUGACUACAUUACACGAAAACCAGAAGCCAACCGAGCAUUUCAUGACUGAACAAAUCUGUCUAUAGUGUCCGGACAGACACCGCAUCCCGUCAUUUACCGCCGUGUGUUGUUUUCCACGAGAUUCCAUGAGUGUGAUGCUUUCGCGUUAGUGCGCUGCAGGGUUCAAGACAACAAUUGAGGGAGGAAUAUGGGUGAAGUUCAGGACGUCAGGGAUGCGAGGAAGACCUUCGUUGCUCCAUCAAUAAAGUCUUUUGAGCACUAUGACUUCUCCAGGGCCAAAAUAUGUUGUAGCUUCACAUGGCUGGUGGCCAAAGCAUACGGGACAGACAGCAUCCCGUCAGAUUUAAAGGACCCUUUCUACACGGACCAGUACGAGCAGGAGCACCUGAAGCCUCCUGUGGCCAGCCUCCUCCUCUCUGCAGACCUCUACUGCAGGGCCGGCAGCCUCAUCCUGAAGAGCGAUGCUGCCAAACCCCUGCUGGGUCAUGAUGCCGUCAUCCAGGCGCUGGCACAGCGAGGACUCUACGUCACUGACCAGGAGAGACUGGUCACAGAGAGGGACCUGCGAAAGAGGCCUCUGCAAAUGAGUGCUCACCUGGCAAUGAUUGACACCCUGAUGAUGGCAUACACGGUGGAGACAGUGAGCGUGGAGAAGGUGAUGACCUGCAUCCGUCAGUAUCCAUCCUCUGACCCUGAGGUGGAAACACCUUACGACACGGACGACGCAGUGGCCACCUGGAUCAACAGGAUAAACGAGUAUCUGAAAGACUUCUUAGUCCAGGAGCAGAGGAAGAAGGAAACGCCGAGCAACGAGCCUGCAGGGAGUCCUCGGUCUCCAACCAAGUGGUACAUGAAGCUUGUGCCUGCUCGCUACAGGAAGGAGCAGACGUCGACCCAGCUGGUUCCCUGGAUCCCCCCUGUGGACAACCUGCUGAAAGACAGCACAGACGGCUCAGCCCUGGGUGCUCUGCUGCACUUCUACUGCCCUGAGCUGCUACCUUUAGACGAUGUCUGUCUGAAGGAGAACAUGACGCUGGCUGAUCGGCUCUACAACCUGCAGCUCAUUCAGGACUUCUGCAAAGACAACCUGAGCAGCUGCUGCCACUUCAGCCUGGAGGACAUGCUGUACGCCUCCUCCACUAUCAAGAAUAACUACCUGGUGUUUAUGGCAGAGCUGUUCUGGUGGUUUGAGGUGGUCAAGCCAUCUUUUGUGAAACCAAGAAUGCUGGACAAUGAAGGCACAGAGCACUCAUCCUUGAUGAAGAAUAUUCCAGCCAUCCCCAUCUCCAAAGCAACAAAGAGGAGCUUCAUGGAAAGACCCCCGAGUCCCGAAAGACCCAGUUUGCCCCUCCGACCACAGCCAAGGAACUCAGGAGAGAUCAAGAGGUCGACCUCAAUGUCCUUUGUUGAUGGCAACCUUGGCACUUGGCCCAAGGAGAAAAGGUCUGGGCCUUAUGGAGUGUCUUUCGACAUCCCCUUCAACAAAGAUGACUCUGCCACUGCCCUUCUGUCCUCCACGCGUGGCAUGGUCAGGUCCGUCAGCACGGAUGAUGGUUCUGGCUUCAGGGUCCAGCACCUGCCCCGAGGAAUGAAGCGUAACCUGUCCUUCCAGCCAGUGAAUGGUCAGAGUAUCGGCAUUGAGGAGGAGGGCUGCCCAGACAGCCUGGCUGGUGUGGAGCCCAGUAUGAGCGCAUACCCCAACGGGCAUGGAAGUGCCAUGGCAACUACUCCCUCCAUUGAGGAAGCCCUGCAGAUCAUCCACAGCCCAAAUAGGCCCCCUGUCGAGGGGAUCAACAGCGGUUUCUUUCUGCACAGUCAGGGCCACAGGGCUGGUGUUGACGGCUUGGAGCCAGUGUCAGAGUCAGAGUCCAAAGGGCCUCUGAGCACUACAGACACAACCGAGGUUGACACUGGCAUCCAUAUCCGAACAGAAGACAUGUUGGAUGAGGAUUCCUCCCUAAAGGACUGUUCUGUGAACAUGGACCUCGAUAUGGACACUCCAAGCCCCUGCACAAGCAGUCAGAGCAAAUCCCCCUCAGGAGUAAAGAUGACCAGCUUUGCAGAACAGAAGUUUAGGAAACACAGUCCAUCAGCGGCAGACUCAGGGAGGUGCAGCAGCAGCUCCCUCAAGACCACUCCUGAGGGCUCUGAGUUUUGCCUUCCUUUAUCUGUCUCUUGGGCCCCAACCCCUGAGCACAGCCCCAUCCAUCAACAAACCCCACCUCCCCUCACUGCUAAAGCUUCACCCACACCUGUACAACUCCCACCAAAUGACCCUGCUCAGGUCAUGGCUACAGAGAUGGUACAGCUGAGGAUGAGGCUAGAGGAGAAACGUAAAGCCAUCGAAGCGCAGAAGAAAAAAGUGGAGGCUGCUUUCACGAGACAUCGACAGAAGAUGGGCCACUCAGCCUUUCUCAAUGUGGUUAAAAGAAAAGGGGAUGGGGCUGCAAGUGGAGAGGAGGGAGGGAAAACUGACGGAGAAGGCAAGGCAGCAAGCGCGAGUCCUGCCUUUAAAUUUGGGAGGAGCAAGGCAGACACGCCUGAUGGGGCAGAGCAAAGCGGCACAGCCUCCUGCUGGACAAAGUCACCGGGUUCGGGAGAGGAAGGUGGGCAAAGCCAUGUUCAGCCAACCGAGGGAGAUCUGACUGAGUAUACUCGUUCUAUAGACAAACUCAACCAUUCGUUAGCUUUCCUUCAGACUGAGAUGCAGCGGUUGGCUCAGCAGCAGGAAGUGAUCAUGGCCAUGAGGGAGCAACAACAUCAGCAAGCAUGGGUAAUCCCUGCCACACAUACCAACCCAUCACCACAGAAACACGGUCGAGCCGGAGCUGUCACACGAUCCUCAGGACCCUCUUCUCCAGCCGACUCCCCUCGUUCAACUCAUCGCUCCCCAACCAGCAUCAAACGCAAAUCUGCCUCCUUCCACUCACGUAAUCCUCGCACCGUACGUCCCAGUGAACUGAAGCUCGCCCCUUACAAUCGAGUCCUAACUGCCCCUCAGUCUGUUGACAGCAUCCCUAGGUUGCGCAGAUUUUCUCCCUGCCAGCCCUUGUUGAGUUCCUUUGUUUACAUGGGGGAGAAACCAGAAACCAUCAAUCUAGCAACGUUUGCCUCAAAUGAAGAUAACAACAAGGAGACAGAGUCAGAGCUUACCAAUAUAUGUGUAGCAAACACGCCUCCUAGUUCCCCCAACCUGCAGAACAAAAGAGAACAAACUGAAGAAAAUUCAUCCAAACCUCAGGAAACAGAGGUGUACGGCGAAUGCGCUGGCUUGGAAACAGCUGAGCAGAAUGUUCCGACAUCAGAUCGCAAACCUUCCAUAAGGUCAUCAGUUCCCGAGGUCCUGGCCCACCCUGUGGUAGAGACCUUUACGGUGACACCUACAGAGAUUCCUCCCCAGCAGGACGACUCAGGCCAAGUCAAGAGCAGCUUGAUCGAGGUUCCUCUGUCAGUAGUAAAGCCCCUGGAGGAUCUGACACUUGAUGAUGAUCUGGAGCUACAGCAGGGUGUGGAAGGCCUGGAAAACGAUCAGAAGAUGUGUCGUGGUUUCUUCUUUAAGGACGAUGAAAAGGCAGAGCAGAACAUGGCUCAGAAGAGAGCGGCGCUGUUGGAGAAAAGGAUGAGGAGGGAGAAGGAGACCCUGCAGAGAAAGAUGCAGCUGGAGGCAGAGUUGGAGCAGAAGAAAGAGGAAUCUCGACUGAAAGCAGAGGAGGAACGCAUCAGGAAGGAGGAGGAUAAGGCAAGGAAGGAGUUCAUCAAGCAGGAGUAUCUCAGGAGGAAGCAGCUGAAACUGAUGGAGGACAUGGAUACCGUUAUUAAACCCCGACCAGCCACCGGGGCCAAGCAAAGGCGGGGGCGGCCCAAAUCCAUCCAUCGCGACAGCAUGGACUCCCCAAAAACGCCAGUCAGAGCUGCUACAGGUUCACGACAACGUGUCUUUUCAGUCUCCAGCUUGUCCCUGGCUUCCCUCAACCUGGGAGACAGUGACAGUGUUCACUCUGAGAAGAGGACGCCCAGGCCAGAUUCUGCAGAUGGCUUCCUGUCUCCGAGUCGUUCCAGCAGCAGGAAUGGAGAGAAGGACUGGGAGAAUGCAUCAACAACCUCCUCUGUUACAUCAAACACAGAGUACACAGGACCAAAGCUGUACAAGGAGCCCAGUGCCAAAUCCAACAAGCACAUCAUCCAGAACGCUCUGGCCCACUGCUGCCUCGCAGGCAAAGUUAAUGAGGGGCAAAAGAACAAGAUCCUGGAGGAAAUGGAGAAAUCGGAGGCCAACAACUUCUUGGUUUUGUUCCGAGACGCUGGCUGCCAGUUCCGCUCACUCUACACUUACUGCCCAGAGACGGAGGAGAUCAACAAGCUGACAGGCAUCGGCCCGAAGAGCAUCACGCGCAAGAUGAUCGACGGCCUUUACAAGUACAACUCGGACAAAAAGCAGUUCAGUCAGAUACCAGCCAAGACCAUGUCGGCCAGCGUGGACGCCGUGACGAUCCACAGCCAUCUCUGGCAAACCAAGAAGCCAGCUACCCCUAAAAAAGUAGUGCCUGCCCAGUCCUAAUAGAACUUGACACCUCAAAAGGAACAAAUCCAUUUCAGUUUGCACUUCACUGUACAUAUCCAUAAAGAUUCAAGCACCUGCAAUGCUAGUUAGAUGAAUGCAUAUUUGUCUUUUUUUUAUGUUUGUUCGUUAUUUUCUCUUAUUGCAUUUGUGUCCUUGUAUCUCCUCCUUACUCUGGACUGGACAUGAUUGCACUCAAAGAUUAUGAACAAUUGGAAUGUAUUCCACAGUCGAAGACUAUUGUACAUGCUCAUUACGUUUUUAGAGAUUGCCAUGUUUGAGUCCUUUUACCGAGGCAUGUGUGAGUGUUUUUUCUUCAUCAUGUGCCAAACUGCAAAAUAAGAGACCGUAUGAAUGCUAGGACAUUUCAUUAGGUACCCUAAAGCACUGAAUGUUUUUAAUUCAAGUACAGAUUACUUGUUUUUUCAUGAUCCUAUUGAUGUGUGGCCUUGUGCGCGUUUUGUUUCAGCGUGUGAGUGCAAUGAGGUGAUUGUAAGACUGCGUGUAUAUAGAGAGGGGGUUUUUGUAUCUGGAAGAACACUUUUUUUCUUCGUCUGUUGGUAAAGCAGUUUGUAUAUUAUGGUAUGUAAAACUACAAAGGGCCAAAAAGUGAUUACAUACAGCUAGUGUUAGCCGCACAGUACACGUGUGUUCAACUCUACAAAGCAAAGCGGUUUCAGCUUCUUUCUUCUUUUUUUUUACAAUCCGUUUUGAGAGAAAGUGAUUUUAAAGAAUGCCUGAUGUUACCCUAGAUCACUGGUUCUCAACCUGUGAUCUAGGUCCAAUUGUCUGCAGGUCGAGAAACCUGCAGACAAUUGGAGCCUGGAUGUAUUAUGUUUGGGGGGGGAAAAAUGUUUUCUUACAUACAAAUGUGCUGUCAUGUGUAUAAUUGUUGUGUCAAAUUUCAUUUUCAAGUAGUUGCAACCUCAAGAUGUAUUUCAGUAUUUUGCAUAGAAUUGGAGGAGAGUGUAAAUGUAAAUAAUCUCUUCAGGGUCAAAGCGGACUCUGGCUUGUUUACACUGCAAGGCAAUGCUUCAACCAAAAAAAAGGUUGAGAACCAGUGUUGUAGAUGAUUUGAGCUGCUUGUUAAUGAAAUGAAACAGCUCACUACCUUGAUUUCAUUUUCAAAUGCCUCCUGCUGCUGUAUUAUGUAGGAUCUUUGCAGUAAACUACACAUGCGAAAAAACACUCAACUACUAGUUUUCAGGAACAGAUUCUUGUUUGUGUUUUACUCCCUCUCUGAUGGAUAAAAGCGUCUGCUAAAUGAUCUGUAGAACAUGACAGAUUUCACCUCAGAAGGAUUCCUCUCCAUAUCAAUAUCCACAUUUAAAAUGAAGCUGUUACAUUAAGUACUUUUUGCCAGAAAGUAUUAAAUUAAUCUCUCUCACAAUGGGAUUAAUCCUCUUCACAAAGUCAAAUCAAGCGACCACUAAACACUUCAUAUAGUUCAUAUAUAUUUACGUAGACAAAGAUAGGAAUACUGUUCGAAUAAAAGUACGCUUCUGUGGGCGUGCCCGUUUGGCUCAGUUGGUAGAGUUAGGUGCAUCAUGUACCGAGGCUACAGUCCUCGUCACACUGGUUUUAGACUAUCCUGCGGUCUUCAUAAAAUUUGGUGCAUGUCAUCCCCACUCUCUUUCCCCACAUUUCCUGUCUCUAUAGCUGUCCUAUCAAAUAACAACAAACAGCCCCAAAACACUUUGAAAGAAAUUCUACAUGAUGAAUAGAAAGGCAGUCAUACUUCAGUGUGAGUGUUGCCUGAUAAAUACAUUUAGCCCACUGUUCGAAUGGCUGAAUCUUUUUCAACACAUCAGUUUAUCUACUGUUCUAACAUGACAUAAACAUGCCUUGACCAAAAAUAACAAAAGUAAGCAUUAGCAGCAGGCCGUAUAUGUCUGUUGUCUAUAAGAUGCAACAUGUCCUGAAAAGGGGCAGAUAUUAUUGUUCGGUUUCAUUUUGUCUAGUCUUAAGAAAAUGAAUUUGACAAAAUAAUGCAAAGCAGAAUAGGGCGGAUCCUUGUUGCUCCAUACGGGUAGAGACUCACCAUGAAGUGUAAUGAGUGUAAGUAUCAUGUUCAAUUUGCCAUUGAGUGUCACGUCCACACUAUCUGCAGGUACAAUUUCCAAUAAUAAAAAAAAGAAACUGAAUUGGUGCUCUGUUUCAUCGAUUAAGGAGUGGGGGUGGUGUGAGCCUGUUUAGAAGUAUUUCUCUUUGGCGUUUGGGAUGGAUUUACCACAGGAAAUCCUUCCAUCUGUCUUUGGCUGCUACAGGCCAAGGUUAACAACUAUUGAGAGUGUAAUAAUAUUGUACAGUGUGUUCAUGUAGGCUCAUUUUUGUCCACUAUGAUGACUUUUAUUUUGUUUGUGAGAUGCUGUGCUGUCAUUCUAAAUAUUGCUGAACAUGUCUUUUUUUUGUUUACUUUUUGCAUUUAAUAAAACAAAGCAUGGCCUCAG